AGAGUUCACGACGUGUUUCUGAGACGCUAGAAAACUCUGAGAACCUGACCUUCUGUUUCCUCCUCAGGGCUCCAGGCUGCAGGAGAACACACCUCAACAGAGCCUGGAGUUCAGCUGGUGGGAGGAGAGAGUCGCUGUGCAGGAGAACUGGAGGUGAAACAUGAGGGAGAAUGGAGACCAGUGUGGAGCUAUCUCUGGACCCUGAAGGCAGCAGGUGUUGCCUGCAGAGAGCUGGACUGUGGCUCUGCUGUUUCUGUGGGAGAGAGAGAGGAGUCCUCAGACAGACCUCUGUGGAGGAUCAGUCCUGACUGUGCUCAGUCUGGAUCUGCUCUGAGGGAGUGUGCAGUAUCAGUUUCCUCUUCCUCCACCAUGAAUCUCACCUGCUCAGAGCCUCAAUUUCAGCUGGUGGGAGGAGAGAGUCGCUGUGCAGGAGAACUGGAGGUGAAACAUCUGGGAGAAUGGAGAGCAGUGGAGGGCUAUCUCUCUCCCUGGACCCCGAAGACAGCAGGUGUUGCCUGCAGAGAGCUGGACUGUGGCUCUGCUGUUUCUGUAGCAAUGAGAUAUGUGUCCUCAUACAGACCUGUGUGGAUGAUCAGUCCUGACUGUGCUCAGUCUGGAUCUGCUCUGAGGGAGUGUGCAAGAUCAUUUUCUUCUCCCUUCAUCAUCACUCUCACCUGCUCAGACUCUGUCAGGCUGCUGGGGGGGACCAGUCUGUGCUCAGGUAGACUGGAGGUGAACUCUGACCCGUCUAACCCGUCCUGGUCCUCAGUGUGUGAGGCUGACUUUGACCAGCAGGAUGCUCAGGUGGUCUGCCGGCAGCUGGGCUGUGGGGCUCCUUCAGUCCUCCAGGGGGCGCUCUAUGGAGAAGGGGAGGCUCCAAUGGGGACCAAAGAGUUCCAGUGUGGAGGCCAUGAGUCUGCUCUCCUGGACUGUAGCUCAGCCUCAGAGAGAAACACCUGCUCACCUGGCACAGCUGUUAGCCUCACCUGCUCAGAGCCUGAUGAGGUCAGACUGGUUGGAGGAGAGAGUCGCUGUGCAGGAGACCUGGAGGUGAAACAUCAGGGAGGAGAAUGGAGACCAGUGGGGGGCUUGUACUCUCUCUGGACCCUGAAGGCAGCAGGUGUUCUCUGCAGAGAUCUCGACUGUGGCUCUGCUGUUUCUGUGGAAGAGAGAGAGUCCUCAUGGAGAUCUGUGUGGAGGAUCAGCUCUGCCUGUGUUCAGUCUGGAUCUGCUCUGAGGGAGUGUGCAGGAUCAGCUUCCUCUUCCUCCACCGUGAAUCUCACCUGCUCAGAGCCUGAUGAGGUCAGACUGGUGGGAGGAGAGAGUCGCUGUGCAGGAGACCUGGAGCUGAAACAUCAGGGAGAAUGGAGACCAGUGGGGGGCUAUUACUCUCUCUGGACCCUGAAGACAGCAGGUGUUGCCUGCAGAGAGCUGGACUGUGGCUCUGCUGUUUCUGUGGGACAGAGAAUAGAGUCCCCAGGCAGAUCUGUGUGGGGGAUCAGCUUUGACUGUGUACAGUCUGGAUCUGCUCUGAGGGAGUGUGCAGGAUCAGGUUCCUCUGACGACAUCCUCAAUCUCACCUGCUCAGAGCUCUUCUGGCUUUUUCUUUGAGUGCAUUCACUGCCAUGUUGAAACUUCCUGAUGCUGUUAUGGUUAAACCAAGGUAGGUAUAACUCAUACUAUGUUCAAUGAUAUGAUUAUUUAUGGUAAACUGGUAUUUGUUCUCCUGACAUCUGGGGUGUUUUUGGAAAACCAUGACAUUAGUUUUCUUCAUAUUGACUGCCAGGGCCCAGUUCUUACAGUACUGGUCUACUAUGUCCAGCUGUUGUUGUAGUCCUUGUUCAGUAGGAGACAGCAGAACAAGGUCAUCAGCAUAAAGCAGA
This is a messenger RNA of Trematomus bernacchii (emerald rockcod), 1883 nucleotides long. Its product is annotated as scavenger receptor cysteine-rich type 1 protein M130-like. Lineage: Eukaryota; Metazoa; Chordata; Actinopteri; Perciformes; Nototheniidae. The record is from RefSeq and is a predicted model, not a curated record. The coding region runs from base 370 to 1611 and encodes 413 amino acids. The transcript is spliced from 7 exons. Gene Ontology annotation, cellular component: membrane.